Messenger RNA from Pseudovirgaria hyperparasitica, 1152 nucleotides. RefSeq lists its product as uncharacterized. The coding region runs from base 83 to 985 and encodes 300 amino acids. The transcript has 2 exons. Lineage: Eukaryota; Fungi; Ascomycota; Dothideomycetes; Acrospermales; Acrospermaceae. The record is from RefSeq and is a predicted model, not a curated record.
CCGGGAUCGAAUACAAGUCAAUGGGUUAGCUAUCUUUAAGACCCUGCAACAUUAGAAAGCGCUUUGUCAAUAAGGCAUUACGAUGGCUUCGCAACCCAUAGUCGCAUUUGACUACGAUUUCUCUCCAUAUGGACAGAAGAUUCGCAGUGCGCUUGCGGCCUCCAAUGUAGCCUUUUUGCGCGCCGAUGUCCCUCCUGUUCUACCGAGACCAACUUUGGAGAAACUGGGCAUCACCUAUCGUAGAAUCCCGGUGCUUGCUAUCGGCAAAGACGUAUAUUGUGAUUCAUCCUUGAUCAUCGAUACGAUCCAGAAGACCUUCAAAGCGCUUCCCAGUCACCCAGCUGACAAGGCCUUUGAAACCUUUGGAAGUGCUGGUCUGUUUGGAAGCGCAUUGAACGUCAUUCCAACAGCGGCUCUGACGCCCGAAUUCCUCAAGGACCGUGAGACCAUCUUCCCAGAUUUAGCACGUCCAGACUACGCCGAACUCAGGCCAAGUGGUCUUGCAGAGAUUCGAGAACAAUUUCAGAUCAUCGAAUCUCAAUUUCUUGCAGCUUCAGGGGGGGCUUUCAUUGGUGGGAACAGAAUCUCGCUCGCAGAUGUCCACGUCGGGUUCGUCGUAAAAUGGCUGUUCGGCAACCUUGAACUCAGCAAAGAGGUAGGAUUCGGGGCUGCAGAGUUUCCGUUGAUUCAUCAGUGGCUCGACAGUUGGCCAAAGUGGACCUAUACGGAUAUCUCUGCUGAGCAGGCGAUUGAGACGAUUACCAAGGCUGAGUACAGCGCCAAGGACAGUGGAGUGAACGAGAAUGACUACAUUCAGAUUCCCCCUGGGACGAAGGUUACAAUCGAGAAUUCGGAUACGAAGGCUGGUGCGCAUCUUCAAGUCGGUAGAUUGGUUGGACUGAACGACUUGGAGACCGUGAUCGAGCUGGAGAAUACUGUUAGGGUUCACUUUCCACGUAGAGGUUAUUAUGUGAAGAGAGCAUAGACAUGUGAGAUUUGACAGCUCUGAGUAUAGUCCAAGCAAUAUGAUGCCAAAAGUCAUUGGAAACAACAUGUGCUCUGGUGGUGAAGAACAGAAAGGAGAAAACAUUACGCGCGACGCGUUGAUUGUACCCGACUAGGAUUUUGCUCUUAUCCGCUUUCGGAACCGUC